CUGCUAUUGUCACAUCUCAGUCCUUGUUUGGACAAGUCCUGGUGCUGUUUUGGGAUAGAUCCUGUCUGGAGCAAAGAUCAGACCAAGUUUCUCAUGUAGCAGUCUGUUGCCUGAGGCUGUGGCUGCUGAAGAGCAGAGGAGAGCUGCCCAUUCUGCCAGCAGAAUAUACCAACGCAAGCCUAAGAGACGUGGCGUGAUACAGCCAGCGAGUCACCAUAAAGAGGGGUCUUACGGUUCUCAGCUGAAGAGACUCCACAACUUUUUAAAAGAGUCCAAUGUGCACCCCAAAGAGACGUGAAGAUCAGCCACCCUCAGCCUGCACCACUCCUGUGAGCAGCGCGUCAAACCAAUUUGUGAAAGCCUCCAGUGAGAUAAUCCAUUACCAGGCUCCCUGGCAAUUGGAACUACAACUGGAUACAGGCUUUUUUCCUUAAGUUCUGUGGAUCAACUGGACCAGGUUCACGAAAGCAAUGAAAUCCCAGAUGUUUACAUCGUGGAGCGUCUGUUCUCCAGCAGCCUUGUGGUUGUGGUCAGUCAUGCCAGGCCACAGCAAAUGAAUGUCUACCACUUCAAGAAAGGGACAGAGAUCUGCAACUACAGCUAUUCCAGUAACAUACUGUCCAUCCGGCUGAAUCGUCAGAGGCUGGUUGUUUGCCUGGAGGAGUCAAUUUACAUCCAUAACAUUAAGGACAUGAAGCUUUUGAAGACUAUUAUGGAUACACCUCCAAAUACAACAGGUCUGUGCACUCUCUCGAUCAACCACGCCAACUCCUACUUGGCUUAUCCCGGCAGUGCGACCAGCGGAGAGAUCGCGCUUUACGACGGAAAUACUUUGAAAACAGCCUGCACGAUUCCUGCCCAUGACGGACCUCUGGCUGCUCUCGCCUUCAACUCCACUGGCUCGAAGCUGGCAAGUGCUUCCGAAAAAGGCACAGUCAUUCGUGUAUUUUCCAUUCCUGGGGGGCAAAAGCUCUAUGAAUUCCGGCGAGGGAUGAAAAGGUAUGUGAACAUCAGCUCUCUGGUGUUCAGCAUGGAUUCCCAGUUCCUCUGUGCUUCCAGCAACACGGAGACUGUGCACAUCUUUAAACUGGAACAUCUCACUGACAGCCGGCCAGAAGAGCCUCCAACCUGGAGCGGUUACAUGGGAAAGAUGUUCCAGGCUGCUACCAACUACCUCCCUGCUCAGGUAUCGGGCAUGAUGAACCAGGAUCGAGCCUUUGCCACUGUUCGCCUGAACAUCUCUGGACAAAGGAACAUCUGUGCCCUCUCCACCAUUCAGAAGCUGCCUCGACUGCUGGUGACUACGUCAGAUGGACACCUCUUUAUCUAUAACUUGGAUCCACAAGAUGGAGGGGAGUGUGUCUUAAUUAAGAAACACAGUCUGCUCGGCUCAGGAAAGACGGAGGAGAACAAAGAAAACAACCUUCGGCCUCCGUUACCUCAAUCUUAUGCAGCAACCGUAGCCAGACAAAGUACAGUGCCUUCAACUUCGACCAUGCCAGGUUAUUCGGAGGACGGUGGUGCCCUGCGAGGAGAGGUUAUCCCAGAGCAUGAGUUUGCAACUGGACCAGUGUGUCUUGAUGACGAGAAUGAGUUUCCUCCUGAGGAGGGACAGAUCAGAGGAGAGAUGAGAAGUCCAAGGAGGGCUCAUAAAAAGUGGCCUCAACAAGAGCGAAUGUGGAUGUUGCUACUGAUUGUGCCAGGACUGCUGAAGGAUCCUGCGGCAAGAGAUAAUCUUGUGCCGUGGAGGUCAGCCGGGCAAAGCGAAGAGGUCAUGAUGAGAAGCAAACAUCCGCGCUUAGGACAGCUGCUGGGAAGUGCUUUGGAAAAGCCAGGAAUUUCGAAGAACAGAUUUGUGAGUCCCCCAAGACGAGAAAAAAAAAAAAAAUAUAUAUAUCUCCUGCUUUUUCCUAUGGUAUGUUUUAAGUGGAUACCUGGCCCCACUAUCCCCUUGUUUUAAUUCAUGGCUGGGUGGGGUGUCAAUGUACUGUAUGCACAUCGCUAUAUUUAACAAACUAUAUGUUAGAACCACAAUGUAAAUGAUAAUUUAAUCAGAUUUGUAUGUAACCAGAAUUUUAUAUACCCAUUUGUCCCUUUUCUAAUUUAUGCCGGUUUAUGUGUAUAAAUGUACUUAUAGGAAGAUAUAUUAAACUUAUGUCUUUGUACAGUAUAUACAUAAUAUUUUACCCAGGCAAAGUAUUUUUGCAGUGAUACUAGAGAAGAUGCCAUUUGCUACGUUUAAAGACAGAAUAAAGUCACGGUCUGGCCCUGGCA
This is a messenger RNA of Falco peregrinus (peregrine falcon), 2274 nucleotides long. RefSeq names its product WD repeat domain, phosphoinositide interacting 1 (gene WIPI1). Gene Ontology annotation, molecular function: phosphatidylinositol-3-phosphate binding; protein binding; phosphatidylinositol-3,5-bisphosphate binding. The record is from RefSeq and is a predicted model, not a curated record. Gene Ontology annotation, biological process: protein localization to phagophore assembly site; nucleophagy; autophagy of mitochondrion. Bases 554 to 1960 code for a protein of 468 amino acids. Gene Ontology annotation, cellular component: cytosol; extrinsic component of membrane; phagophore assembly site membrane. NCBI's taxonomy places the organism in Eukaryota, Metazoa, Chordata, Aves, Falconiformes, Falconidae. The transcript is spliced from 16 exons.